Molecule: messenger RNA, 684 nt
Organism: Cavia porcellus (domestic guinea pig)
Lineage: Eukaryota; Metazoa; Chordata; Mammalia; Rodentia; Caviidae
Gene: Rps14
Product: ribosomal protein S14
Exons: 5
Coding region: 182-637 (151 amino acids)
Biological process (GO): translation; ribosomal small subunit assembly
Cellular component (GO): cytosolic small ribosomal subunit; ribosome
Molecular function (GO): structural constituent of ribosome
Source: RefSeq, a predicted model, not a curated record
CGCCCUCUCUUUCCGGUAGUGGAGUCUGGAGACGGCCUGCAGGUAAGAGGCCCGGCGGCGGACAAUCUUGCGGCAUCCUUUGGCUGGAGGACCUGGCGGGGCUGAGGACGCGGGACUGGAGUCUUUCUGGCUGAGCUAAAUUCUGGGCGAGAGUCGCGCGGCCGGCUGACCAGAUUACGAAAUGGCGCCUCGCAAGGGGAAGGAAAAGAAGGAAGAGCAGGUCAUCAGCCUCGGGCCUCAGGUGGCUGAAGGAGAGAAUGUAUUUGGUGUCUGUCACAUCUUUGCAUCCUUCAAUGAUACUUUUGUCCAUGUCACUGAUCUGUCUGGCAAGGAAACCAUCUGUCGAGUGACUGGCGGGAUGAAGGUGAAGGCUGAUCGAGAUGAAUCCUCCCCGUAUGCUGCCAUGUUGGCUGCCCAGGAUGUGGCCCAGAGGUGCAAGGAGUUGGGCAUCACCGCCCUGCAUAUCAAGCUCCGGGCCACAGGCGGAAACAGGACUAAGACCCCUGGACCUGGUGCACAGUCAGCCCUCAGAGCCCUUGCUCGCUCGGGAAUGAAGAUCGGGAGGAUUGAGGAUGUCACUCCCAUCCCCUCCGACAGCACCCGCAGGAAGGGAGGGCGCCGCGGUCGCCGUCUGUGAACGAGACUCAAGUUGCUUCUGUUAAUAAAUGGCUUUUGUGUGAGCUA